AUGGCAGACACCGUCAUUCUCGGCGCUGGCAUAAUUGGGGUGUCCACGGCAUACUACCUUUCUAGGCACCAACCUGGCAGCACCAUCCAUCUCGUCGAACCCUCCCCGGAGCUCUUCGCCUCGGCCUCUGGCUAUGCAGGUGGUUUCCUAGCAAGGGACUGGUUUGGCACCGGCGUUUCCUCCCUGGCCGCCCUGAGCUUCGACGAGCACAAGAGACUAGCAGAGCUUCACGAUGGUGCCUCUAAAUGGGGCUACUCCCGGAGCACCUCCCUCAGCUACACCGCUGCCUCCCAGUCCCGCGGCAAGAAAAGCCAGAGGGGAGAGGACUGGCUACGUUAUGGAACAAGCAGGGCCGACGCCGCUUCUGGCUUUGCGAGCAACGGCUCCGACGGCCACAGUGUACUGCCGCCAUGGCUGCGACGCGAGGAUGGCGACACAGUACGGCCAAUAGGCGAUGACAGGACAACGGCCCAGGUCGACCCGUUUCAGCUGUGUCACUUCCUGCUCAAGCAAUGUCUCGAGAAUGGCGUUCAGCUCUCCCAGCACGCCAAGGCCAUCGCCGUCAUGAAGGACGUCCGGGACGAGCUUUCCAGCAUCAGGAUUGCCGAUAUACAAUCGUCCACUGAGACCGAUGUCCCCUGCACUAGGCUGAUUAUCACGGCUGGUGCGUGGUCACCGCAGGUAUUCAAAGAGCUGUUCUCCAAAUCACAAAGCGAGCUGCCCAUUUCUAGCCUGGCGGGCCAUUCGUUAGUCCUCAAGUCACCCCGGUGGACUGUAGAGAUGGAGAACAAGGGAUGCCAUGCUCUCUAUGCGACGAGCAAGACAGGCUUCUCGCCCGAGAUAUUCUCACGCAUUGGGGGCCAGAUUUACGUUGCUGGUCUGAAUACGGACGCCAUUCCCCUGCCAAGACUGGCGACAGAGAAGCCAAUCUCCAGCGAAGCUAUCAACGAGCUUAAGAAAGUGGCUGCCAAGCUCCUCGGCCCAGAGGGCGGCACGGUCGACGAUCUCGAGGUUGUGAGGGAGGGGCUUUGUUUCCGGCCAGUCACACCCUACGGCACCCCUAUCAUCUCGAGGAUCGACGACGAGCACCUGGAGGAAGGCAUCGCGACGCGCCCUGAUGCUAAAGGCGGCGUGUUCCUGGCUGCAGGUCACGGUCCGUGGGGUAUUUCACUCAGUCUGGGCACUGGAAAAGUGCUCGCAGAGAUGGCACAAGGGCGGCGCAUUAGCGCUGAUUCAUGA
Messenger RNA from Diaporthe citri, 1239 nucleotides. RefSeq lists its product as uncharacterized. The transcript has 3 exons. The record is from RefSeq and is a predicted model, not a curated record. Lineage: Eukaryota; Fungi; Ascomycota; Sordariomycetes; Diaporthales; Diaporthaceae. Gene Ontology annotation, biological process: retrograde transport, endosome to Golgi. Gene Ontology annotation, cellular component: cytoplasm; late endosome. Bases 1 to 1239 code for a protein of 412 amino acids. Gene Ontology annotation, molecular function: oxidoreductase activity.